This is a messenger RNA of Canis lupus familiaris (dog), 6404 nucleotides long. It is a transcript of the gene ZNF483, whose product is annotated as zinc finger protein 483. The transcript is spliced from 5 exons. The record is from RefSeq and is a predicted model, not a curated record. Gene Ontology annotation, molecular function: DNA-binding transcription factor activity; RNA polymerase II cis-regulatory region sequence-specific DNA binding. NCBI's taxonomy places the organism in Eukaryota, Metazoa, Chordata, Mammalia, Carnivora, Canidae. The coding region runs from base 1061 to 2869 and encodes 602 amino acids. Gene Ontology annotation, biological process: regulation of transcription by RNA polymerase II.
UUUAUAGAUGGCAGGACUAAGGGAGAGAUCGCCUCAAGGUGUGAAAGGAAACUCCCCCAAAGAAAGCAGUUGAUUGCUGAAAAUGAGUCUGAGUUUGGGGUUGGGAAUGGCAUAGGAUAAGCCCCGCCUCUUACUGUGUAAUCUAGGGCAAGCUAUGUAACUUUUCAGAACCUUUAUUUUUUUUUUUAACCUGGUGAAAUGGGGUUCCAAUCUGCUUAGUUUCUUGUGAGGGUUAAACAUGAUAAGGUAUAAUCCUAAUUUCUUUCCUUUCUGUCUUGAGUAAGAGGGAUUCUUAGAACACAGGAGAGAAGGAGAUCAUCUGAAAUUAUUUGGAGUCACAAGCAUAUCAACCACUCCAGGCCUCAACUUCUGCCUCCAGUGGGCAGGAGCAAGUUUCUAGAUUGGGGUGCCCAUAUUUGUGAUGAUGGAAAUGGUUCUGCACUAUUUUGCACUUUGUGACUAGGGCAAAUAAGAAAUUGAAUCUUAAAUAGCCAUAUGUGGUGAUCGGCUACCCUAUUGAAUAGUGCAGUUCCACAGCAUUAGAAGAGGAAUAGUUCACUUGAAUUUUUUUCACUUGUAUUUUUUAGAUUACAUUAUUAUACAUAUACAAAUGUAUAGGAUAUAAACUGAGUUGUAACAUAUCAUUGAAAAAUAUUGAUAAAAAGACUUGUAGGGUUGAUAGCCCUUUAGGGGCAUGUGGUCAACUUUGUUAAACUCCCUCUAAUAUGCUAUAGAUGUUCCAAAUGUGUGUAGCGAGUUACCAUAAAGUUCUCAAUACAUAUGUGGGAUAGUUUGUAUUCUGCAAAAAGUUCCAAGGUGGGGAAAUGCAUUUACCUCCACAGAGUUAAAUUGUGGUCACAUAGCUAAUCGGUAUGUUCAACAUUUGGGUUUCCUGACUUCUCUGACUUGUCUGUCCUUGCAACAUGGUGCUUCUCCAAAAUUAGAGCCUCUCUGUGGAAGGCUUUGCAAUAAAGAAGUUCAUGAAUUGAUUGCUUUAGCAUUCGAUCCAGUGUCUCAAGAGUCUGUUAUUUCCCAAGAGGAGAACCCUGAAGAAAAUAAAAUGGUUUCUGUCCUUCGGAGAACUGAGUCCCUGGAAUCUGUGACAUUCAAGGAUGUGGCAGUGAACUUUUCCAGAGGAGAGUGGAGGAGGCUGGAGCCUUUUCAGAAGGAGCUCUAUAAGGAAGUGCUACUGGAGAACUUGAAGAACCUAGAGUUUCUGGGCUUUCCAGUUUCCAAAUUAGAUUUGAUUUCCCAGUUUAAGUGGGUUGAACUGCCGUGGCUGCUGGAAAAAGAAGUUUCAAAAGGCUCCAGAUCAGAGUGUGAACCUACAGGUGAAUUGAAGGAAUCCUUUCGAAAUCAAGAUGUUCUUCUGGAUGAAUCAACUUUAGAUAAAAUAAUAGAAAGAUGCUUAAUGAGUGGUAAUUAUGGCUCCAUGGGAGAGUCCCGGAAGCAUGGUAGUAAGGAAUAUUCACAACUCGCAGUCACACAAAAGAAAUCUCAUGGGAGAGGCAGUAAGGGUGAGGAAUUUGACCCAGAAAAGAGCCCCUUUGGAAGUAAUUUCAGGCAAACCUCGGACAUAAUUAAACAUCUGAGAGUCUACUUAAGGAAGAAAUCUCGGAGGUAUAAUGAAGGCAAGAAGCCCUUUAGUUUUCACUCAGACCUUAUUCUGAACCGCAAAGAACACACUGGAGAAAAGCCACGGAAAUGUAACGAAGGCAGGAAAGUCUUAGGUCACUCUUCAUCCCUCACCGAACAUCAGAAACAUCAGAAACAUCAGAAAGUACAUUUUGCAGGGAAGGCCCGGAAGUGCACUAACUGUGGGAUAGCCUUUACACACAGCUCAUCCUUUAAGAAAAAAAAGUCCUCUAUGUGUGAAAAAUGUUGGAAAAUUUUAAAUCGAGAAACAACCUCAGAUAAAGAUGAGGGAGCUGAGAUGGGAGAGAAAACCCAUAAAUGCAGUAAAUGCGGAAAAGCCUUUGGCUAUAGUGCCUCACUGACCAAACACCGGAGAAUUCACACAGGGGAGAAACCCUACAUGUGCAAUGAGUGUGGAAAAGCUUUCAGUGACAGUUCAUCCCUCACGCCACAUCACAGAACUCAUAGUGGAGAGAAACCCUACAAAUGUGAUGACUGUGGAAAAGCUUUCACCCUGAGUGCCCACCUCAUCAAACACCAGAGAGUUCAUACUGGAGAAAAACCCUAUAAAUGUAAAGAAUGUGGGAGACCCUUCAGUGACAGUUCAUCUCUUAUCCAACAUCAGCGAAUUCAUACUGGAGAAAAACCCUACACGUGUAACAACUGUGGGAAAUCCUUCAGUCACAGCUCGUCCCUUUCCAAACACCAGAGGAUUCAUACUGGAGAGAAACCCUAUAAAUGUGGGGAGUGUGGAAAAGCCUUCAGACAGAAUUCUUGCCUUACUCGACAUCAGAGGAUCCACACUGGAGAAAAACCCUACUUGUGUAACGACUGCGGGAUGACCUUUAGCCAUUUUACAUCCGUCAUUUAUCACCAGAGACUUCAUUCGGGAGAAAAGCCCUACAAGUGUAACCAGUGUGAGAAAGCCUUCCCUACGCACUCACUCCUCAGUCGGCAUCAGAGAAUUCAUACUGGCGUAAAACCUUACAAAUGUAAAGAAUGUGGGAAAUCCUUCAGUCAGAGUUCAUCGCUUAAUGAGCACCACCGUAUUCACACCGGAGAGAAGCCCUAUGAAUGUAGCUACUGUGGAGCAAGCUUCAGCCGGAGCUCGAUCCUUGUAGAACACCUCAAAAUCCACACUGGGAGGAGAGAGUAUGAAUGUAAUGAAUGUGAAAAGACAUUUAAGAGUAACUCAGGCCUCAUCAGACAUCGGGGAUUUCAUUCUGGAGAGUAAUUCUAGAAAUACAGGAAAGUGGGGGGUGGGGUGGGGGUGGAAUCUCAUCAAAUGGUCCCUUAUUAAAACCCUGGGGUGCAAACUACCACAGCGUCGAUUAGUAGCUACAACUUUGAUGGGUUGGCAGCUGGUGAAAAACACUUUCUGCCAUUCACCACUCUUCAGCAGAUCAUAAUUAAGGUUGGUAAAGUCAUGUGGAAAAUGAAGAAAGCAGGAUGAGAUGUGCAAUGAUUCUGAAAGGCCAAAUGCAAAUUUAAAAAGCAAGAGGAGGCUCACAGGACCCACCCAAGAACCUCUACUUCUGGAGAAGGGGUCUUCUUCAUAUAAUCCUUGCUUCUAGCAAGAACUGGGCCCGAGUCCUAACCUGGGUUCUGGGUUCUGUCCCCAGUCUGCCAGCCAACUCACUAUAUAACCUUGGGCACAUCAUUUGACGUUUCUAAGUUUGAGUUUCUUUACUGGUGGAAUGAAGGGGGUGGGGCUCACGAUUUCUAAGUUUACCUCUGAUCCCCUAUGAAGCUGUGGGAAUAAGCUAAACACGUUUGGUUCAUUGGAAGUUUCAAGUUUCUCUAGUAGGAAAGUACUCAUUUAAGAUUCUGGACUUCUAGCUUAGUGAGAAUGCAGUAUACUCUGAAUGCCUGAUGCUGGAAUCCCAGAAUAUCAACAGGAAGGAGUCGGAGGAGCUCACACGGGUGUGUCUUCAGGGAAUGUUCUCACUGGACAAAGUCCCCCAACCUGUUUUUCCCUCUGGGCUGUGACUGAGGGGAUUAGGAAUCUAGAGGACACAUAUUGGAGCCAUCUCAGCCAUGAGGGUACCAGUCCUGGGAAAGUAGGUUGGGGGCUGGGGAGGGGGGCGGGUGGGAGGAAACGGGUGCUGAAAACAGAGCUAUUCUGGAUGGAUUAUCUUUUACAAAAUAGAAUUCUAUUUUUUUAAGAGUUUGCGUAUCCCAAGCACAGCCCCCCCGUAAUCGGAGUGGAAACGUGUAUGGUGACAAAGCUCACAAGUUAAGACUGGGCCGUUGGAUAUGUGUUGGUUGGUCUGCAUGGUAAGGGGUGUGUGUGUGUGCGUAACUAGUUGUCACUACUUAAAAAUUAGGAGAUUUCAUACCAAAAAAAAAAGGCUUGCCUUGAAAAAUUAUAAGGGCUGACACCCCUGGCCCAUAUUUUUAGUGGAGUAGUCAGCUGGUUUGGGGUAGCAGCUGCUACCUUUACACAGGGAAUCUAAUCCACUCUUCUACUGGCCUAGUUCUCUAAUUUAUAGGACCUGACUUGCCCCAUUUCGGAAACCUGAUAUUAUGAUCUCCUGCCAUCUGGAGAGUAUGCAGUCUAAGGUCUAAGGAGACUCCAUUGAUAGUAAAAAUCAGAAGACUGUACAAAUCCCACAAAAUUACUUUGUCAGUUAAAUGUUUUGUUGUGAAAGUAGACCUGAAAAAGAGAGUGAGCAGAUAUUUGUGGAUUAUUUCUUCUGAAUCCCAUUGGUCGGGUGUGAAUACUUUUUCUGACUGAAAAAGGAAUGAAAACCCUGAGUCAGGUUUAGAUCUCAAGUCUUUGGGUUCUGGAGGCACCAUACAAUAUGGUACCAAAAAGUUCCUAAAGUUGAAACUUGAGGGCACUCCUAGAUAAAUGAGAAGGAAAACAGAGAAGUUGGGGCUUAUGGAAGGGAAGAGAUCCUUAAUGCUAAUCGGAGACUCAGCAAUAUUUGCUGUGAUUUAAUAGGUUUGUGAUGCUACCUCUGGAUAAUGCUUUUGGUUUCUUCCCAAUACCCCAACUCCCCAACCCUCACCCCCCAUCCAAAAGCUUGUGGUUCAGACACUGCUGUGUGGUAAACAGAUCUGCGUAGUUACUGCUAAACGGACCAACCAGAGACAUUCUAGCCAUGAAAGGAAUGUGGCUUAUGAGAAUCCUUCAUCCUGGUCUAUGUUUUUUUCUGAGCGUAUAUAAACCCUGGUGGGUUUUUUCCCAAAAAGAUACAAUUUAUAGAGAGAAAUGUGUAAAAUUCUUGAGGCAUGUUCCAUGAUGUUUACUGAUUACAUCCUCCAGCAUUCAUAAGAGGAUGUUUUAUACCAGUAUCAGUUGGGUAUCUGGAACAUAGGGGUUUUCCUUAACAAGUUUAUCUGGGUGUAAAUUACCUAUAAAAGUCAUUUCAAGUGUACAAUUCAGUGACUGUUGGCAGAUCCACUGAGUUAUACAGUCAUCACCAUAAUCCAUUUUCAGAACAUUUUACCACCUCAGUAAGAUCCCCAUUCCCACACCUAGUCUCAGGCAACCACUCACCAGUUUACACUCUUGUCUCUGUAGAGUUGCCUUUUCUGGACAUUUUAUACAAAUGGGAUCGUAUGUGGUCUUUUGUUUUUCGUUUAUGUAUUUUCUAAAUGUGUGUUGUAGCAAAUCAGUCCUUUAUUUUUAUUAUUAAAUGAUACCCUAUUUUAGGGGUACACCAUAUCUUGUCCAUUCACCAGUUGAAGGACAUUUGGGUUGUUUACAGUUUUUGGCUGUUAAAAAUAAUGCUGCUUUGAACAUUGACGUGUAAGUCUUUCUGUAGACACAUCUUCAUUUUUCUUAGGUAGACGCCUGAGUGGCUGGCUCUUAUGGUAAGUUUUUGUUUAACUUUUUAAGAAAUUGCCAAAUUGUUUUCCAAGUGAGUACAUCGUUUUUCAUUCUGAACAGCGCUGUAUGAUCCCCUAUAAUCUGGGAAAUACAUAUCUUGAAAUCUAAAGAGACUCCGUUGAUAAUAAGUAAAAUUCAGGAGAAGAACGUUAAAAAAUCCUACAGAGUGACUUUUCAGUUAAGUUUUCUUUGUGAAAUUAGACCUCAGAGGAAUACAGUGUGCAGACAUUAGAGGAUUAUUUCUUGAGAAUUUCAUUGGCAGAGUCUGAAUGAUUUCUAAAUGAAAAGGGUACUAAAGCCCUGAGUCCAGUUUCUCUGCAUCCUCACCAGCCCUUGUUAUAUUGUCUUUCUCAUUAGUGUCCCAAGGGUUGAAAUGGUAUCUCUUUCUGGUUUUAAUUUGCAUUUCCCUGAUGGCUAAUAAUGUGGAGAAUCUUUUCGUGUCGUAUUUUUUUUAUUCUAUGUAAAAGUCCUUUCUCCAGUAAACUCUCUAAGUACUAGCCACAGGAGAGCAUCCUCAAACCCGGCUUCACGAUAUUUAUCAAAAGCUCAAUAACUGCUUAUGUAUGCUUGCCAAAAGGAUAUUUGAUGUGGGCCAUCACCUAAGUACUUAAAUUCAUUUUUUAUAUCCUAUCAGAUCAUCAAGAGAUUCUAAACUUUUGAUCCCUUACAGAAUUGUUUGUAUUAACCAGUAUUUGACUUAAUACCGUGUAUGUACAUUGACAGAUGUUAAAAUCAGCCCUUUAGCACAUUCUACUUUAAAAUGAAGACCUUGCUUUUAAAAAUGUUUCUUCUUAAUGAGUUUCUACUGAAGAAACUUCUUUCAGGUCACAGGACAAGAUAAAGCUUCUCCUGUCAGUGAAUCUACUUUUAUUUUACUUAUUUAUGAAUUCAUUUUUAAUGUGGUAAAACAUACAUAAAAUGUACAUUUUAA